Messenger RNA from Porites lobata, 23009 nucleotides. NCBI's taxonomy places the organism in Eukaryota, Metazoa, Cnidaria, Anthozoa, Scleractinia, Poritidae. The record is from the annotation of a GenBank genome assembly.
AUGUUAGCGAGUUUAUAUAAUGGAAAUGUGCAUGUGUGGAAUUAUGAAUCCCAAGCACUGGUCAAGACUUUUGAAGUCACUGAUUUGCCAGGUAUAAUGAUAGUUUUUGUCAUUUUAAAGCAGUAGUUUGAGCUUGCUAUUACAUGUACACUGUACCAUAUUUUCUGGUUAUAAAUUGCAGCAUUUUUUAACAAGAGUUGGCUAGAUUGCUUAAAAUCUGCUGUUACAGGGUGUGUCUUAAAACCAAGUAUCAUAAGGCAACAAAAUCAAAUUAUCUUUUUUUACAUUGUUUGGCUCAUCCUCUUCUUUUGCUAUUGGUUUUGAAUGACGUCUAUAUUGUUAAGCUUGCAAUAGCCCAACAAAAAAUUUUGCAUUCCAAGCGAAUCACAACACCAGUUGCACUAAAUGUUGAUGCUUGGUAACUUAGCGAAUUCUUGAGCACGUUCUUGAUCCGAUAUGAUGGUUUGUUCACUGUCCUGUGUAUACAGUGUAAUUGCCUUUGUUUUAAUGCGUCAUUUGUUGAAGAAAGCUGCAAAAUCUCUCAAUAUAACUGUGAGAGCUCUUUUAUCACUGGUAUUUUAAUAACGCAAGACUAAAUUGUCUUAUUUCUGGUUAGAUUAUUUUUUAUUUGUUUUAUUUCAGUACGCACUGCCAAAUUUGUCCCCAGGAAGAACUGGAUUGUUACAGGAUCUGUAAGUAUCAUUAGGUACACAGUGUAGUAAUUAACAAUCAUUGAAUGAGGCUGAGUAUCAUCUGAAGAAUAAAAUUAUGGAGGGCGAGGAGGGUGUUAUCUGCUGAGGUUGUAGUCCAAGGCAGAUAACACCCACCGAGAUCCCCAUAAUUCUUCAGAUGAUACGAAAGCCGAAUUGAAUAAUAAUUCAAAAUAACUCCUAGUUUAAAAACAAGCUAAAACAUCCUUACCUCCGUCAAUGUUAAGUUCAUCUCAAUAGUCCAUGUUUAUCGGGAAGAUUAGGAGAUAAAGGGUUGUUCAGGUCUGCAAAAUCUUCUCCAAAUAGCAUAUGUUGUCCGUCGAGUUGUCUUCUUGCCAUGUUUUUAGACGAUAGUUCGCCUUUUUCUUCCUCAUGAAACUAGUAAAAUGUUCCUCCAUUUUUUACUCACUUCCAAAACAACUCAAACUUGGCCCAAGGUCUUCUUCUUGAUUAAUGGAUCAAUAAUCUGAAAAUUUUGCUGCACUGUUUUAUUGUCACAAAUGCAUGUUAAGAAAUGUUGAUCUUUUGAAUUUUUUAUUUUUAGGAUGACAUGAUGCUGAGGGUAUUUAAUUACAACACUCUUGAGAGGGUACUGUUUCUUAAAUUUAUUUUCUCAGACACCUGCUGAAUUUUAUCGUUCCUGCGAAAAUAGUAAAAAUUAAUGACAUUCAUACAGACCAGAUCGAACAGAGAUUAUUUUAUUGUGAGUGAUGUCUUUGUACAUUGUGGUUGUGUUUAGGUGCAUGGUUUUGAAGCUCAUUCAGAUUACUUGCGAUCAAUUGCCGUUCAUCCUUCUCAGCCGUACAUUCUUACCAGCAGCGGUGAGUAAACAGUGAAACAAUAAUAUGGUGUCUAAGUGUGAUUGUUAUAUGGUAAAUAAAAUUUGAAGGGUUUGCUAGAAAAGGGGCACUUGUAACGACCUAGUAAACAGUCACAAGCACCCAUUUUCUAGGAAACCAUUCUGUUAUAGAACCUAGAUUGGAUUAUUUUGGUUCAAGUCAACAUUACUCCAUAGUAGUGUACGUCAUUACUAUCUUAUUGAUUUUACAUAUAUAGGUUCACCAAUUUUGGCAGGGUCACCACAACAGCACUUGACACUAAUACUUAUUAUUAUCACUCAAUGCAAAUUAAUUGUUCUUCCUUUUCAUUGGCCAAAAGCCCACCACAUGACCUAAAAAUAACAUUUAGAUAACAUGAGACCCUGAGUGUUUGUCUGGCUCGGGUUUGAACCAGCGGCCUCCUGCUCAGCACAUGGGCAUUUAUCCAACUGAGCUAUCCAGGUGAUAGCCUUUAAGCUCAAAGAGGUAACAUCAUACAGAACUGCAUUUGUACGGUCAAACCUCUGUACAAUGGUCAGCCUUGGGGAAUGGCAACUAAGCUGACUAUUACAUAUUAUAGGGUGACUGCUAUAUACAGGUCAACUUUGCAGAAAAUAUAAGGCAUUGUUAUAUUCUUAGACUUUCACUCAACUGAACAGGGACAGCCAUUGGCUGAUUCUUGGUCACGUGGCCUUGACUAAAAUCAAAUGUAUCCCGAUUGUGAUACAUCAGGCAAUGUACCCCGCUCGGGAUACAUUUCAGCACGUGAUCAGAGCAUGGUGGAAAGUGGCGUGACAGAAGACGGGAAAAACACUGCCAGUUUUCUUUCUCGUGAAUGAACACAGCAACAUUCACAAUAACACAAACAUGAAGCCUCAAGCUAAAAAGCAACGAUUUUCAAAGUUAUCCCAGAAGACAAACAGCAGCUAGUGGAGGAAAAAAGAUGCAGAUAAUAUAAGGAAAGUACUUUUUAAAUCGUUCAUCAGUGGUUUUGAGAAUUAAAUUUGUGUUCUUAUAAGUACCGAGUCGUACUGUUUGGGAGUAGAUAUAAAUGCAAAUUUUACAUUUAAGUAUGCCUACAGAUAGACUUGAAGUACGUUGGAGUGAAAGUCUAGGAAUAUAACAAAACACUUAAUGUCAGGUCCCUCGGGAAACCAGUUAGUUUUGUUUUCCCUAAAGUCCUGAUGUUUCCCUCGACUUCGUCUCGGGAAACAUCAGGACUCUUGGGAAAACAAAACUAACUGUUUCCCUCGGGAUCUGACAUUAAGUGUAUAAUAUUGAAAAUUUUUGGGAUGUUGUCCAGUGAACGUAUUAUACUAACCUGAGACCAGGCUCAAUUUUCGUUUCGCUUUGUAAUAAUAUUCCGGCGGGCAAGGUGAAACGAAAACAGAGCCUGAUACAAACCUUUUACGAAACGUCUGCUUCCCACUUUUUUGAUUGAUUGACAUUUCUGGCAUCAGCCAACCAAAAUUACUUCCGUUGCUUGUUUUUCUAGUAUGCAAAUUUUUCAUGCAUGGGAAAAAUGCAGACUGGCUGAAUUAAAAAAUAGCUUUUAUCUGUUCAUUUUUUCAGCUAAAAAUAAAACAGUCAGCACAAUCACAUUUAACUUCUUGCAAGAUUACUGUAAAGGAGAUCUUGAAGGUUAUUUCUGUUGGGGUAGAAGGUAAAAAGUUUUCGAAAAGACGCUGACGCGAUGUUCUACUAGCUUUAUUAUUUUGGCUAGGUGCCCUCAAAUUUAAAAUACUGAAAUUUCUAUUUUUCUUUUGCCUUAAUAUUUUCCUCCGCAAUUUUCCCCAAUUUCCAGUACAUAAAUCUUUAAAAAUCAUGAAGAAAUAUAUCGCGAACUUUUUCAAAGGAUAAAUUAUGUAAAUUAUUUCAGAACAAACCAAACGGGUUCUCAAGUGUAUUUAUUUCUUAGUAAUGCAGCUGAUUUAGUCCUGUGCGUACACUUGCAGUAAUAUUUGCGAAUAUACUAGAGAAACAAAUGUCUAAAAAUUAUAUAUAUUUUUAAAACAUCCAGGUAAAUAUUAUCUGCCACUAACUGCAUGCUCAACUGACCUAUAAACAAAAUGAAAAACAAUAUUACAAACACACUUUGUAGUUCUCCUUAGUUGUGUUGUUGUUUUACUGCAGGUCUAAAAAGCUCGCUAAAUUUAUUAAUCGAAAUAAACAAACAGCAAACAGCCAACAAGUGAGGACACCAGUUUUCCUGGUUUAUUUCUCACAAAAAGCGACGGCAAACAACAAGUCUUUUACCUUAAGACUAGCGUCACCAGCUUUUAUAAUAAUGUCUACAAAAAUUCCUUGAACAGCGAUGCGAUAUUUUUCGUCUAAUACUUCACCGUUGGCGAUUGAGGUUAUCUUUGCAGUGAGCCUCCGCUUGCGUACCCCAUUCAGAGAAGUCAUUCCCGGCCAAACUUUCAAAUGAAACCAGUUUUAAGAUGGAUAGUAUUUUGAUUUGCACUCGUUUGUUGGUAAAUCAAAAGGCACCUUGUUAGCGGUCAACAUCUUUCAGAGGGAUUCAACUCUGUGUUACAGUCACAUUAGUUCCAUAACUAAAUCAAAUCCUGAGAAGAUAUGAACAGCCAUAUGAAUUUUCUGAAUUUCCAUGGCACAUACAUGUAUUAAGGCAUAUUUUCCUACCAUAAGACCAUAAAACAAUAAAAAAGACAGCAAAAUCGAUCCUUCUCUCCGCCGAUGGCGGGUCAUUUAUGAAAACAACCAUGAAAGGAAUAAGCGCUUUCAACUUCCAGCAUAUCCGAUAGCCAAUCAGAUCUUGCAGCAUUCUUCAAAACAGCCAAUCAGCGUUACGGCCAAAAUCGUAACUACCACAAACAUGAGAGAAUUAUUUGUAUCAGGCCCUUUUUAAGCAGUAGCCGUUACAAAGAAUGUAUGAGAACCGCUAAAAUUGGGCCUGAUCUCAGGUUAGUAAUAUACAUGGUGACCACUAUAUACAGGGCUAUUACAAUGUAUAUACAGGUUUGACUGAAUGCAUUUUAUGCACUGUUUGUAGAGUCCAGUUGCCAUACUGUAAGAGCACAUUUGAGAGCAAUAAUGUACAUGUAUUCCCUGUCCAUGAUGGGAUAUUGGUUUAGAUUAUGGUGUGGUUACAACAUUACUAACAGGAAACUGGUGGCAGUGUGUUCUCCAGUGUUGGUUAGUCAUUCCGACACGCCUCAUUCUGCCAACCAAUGUUGUAACCAUUUGGAAACCCCUUCAACAUUGUCGAGAGGUGUUGUGAAGGCUUUAUACAUUGUACUGGAACACAACAUUCACAAUGAUGGUCACGGGGUUUUGUAAAUUAUUGUCUGAUUACUGAUUGACUUUUGUUUUUUCUUUCUUGCUGUUUUUCCAAUCAGACGACAUGCUGAUUAAGCUAUGGGACUGGGAAAAGAAGUGGCUAUGCAGUCAAAUUUUUGAAGGACACACCCACUAUGUGAUGCAGAUUGUCAUUAACCCCAAGGAUAAUAACCAGUUUGCUAGUGCUUCCCUGGAUAGAACUAUCAAGGUGUGAUUGCGAUACAUGUUGUAUAUGUAUAAAUUAUUCCCAAAACAAAAUAUCACUUCAUCAGGUGAUUGGGAAACUACAUGACUGUACAAUGUACAUGUACUCCAUUACACCCAGAAGUCACCAGUGGAGUUGGUGUAACACCUCUUUCACUCUCAGUGUUAACAGUCCCUUGCAAAUACAUGUAUCAAGGACAAUUCCAAAAUGUUAGAAAUCAUAUUAGUUGAUUGAUUUCUUUUUGGACUUGAAUUAUUUUAAUCUGAAAUUGGAAACUUAGAAUUUGGUCUAUGCAGACAGUUGUUGUAACAUCAUUACUAUUCCAGGCCCAUCUCUAUCAUUUUGUUUGGGAGUGAAAGGGUUUAAUGUUAUAAUACCUUCUUACAUAAUUGUAUAUUGUACAACAAACAUGUAAACUUGAUCAUAAAACCGUAGUUCUUGUUAUAUUUUUAUUGUACUUUCUACUUGCCAUCUUCAAAAUCAAAUUCUUUAUUAUUUUCAGUGGGAUUAAGUAACUGUCAUAAUGCUUUGAAUACAAUUUAAACAUAACAGAUGUGUAAUAGUGGAGCUCCACACCCCCAUACAUAAAAAGAUUUGGUAAUCACACGACCUUACAUCUACCCGUUCGUCCGAACCACAGGACAACCAAUGCAAAAUUUCAAACUUUUCUAGCUAGUGUGGGAGCCUGUAACGUGUAUUUACCUUGAUGAUAAACAUCAAUAUUAUGAUCGAUUGACAGCUGUCGAAACAGGGCAUGUGCUGACCAGAGUCACAUGGCCAUACUGCGGUCUCAGGUGCCGAGGUUACAUUUUUUUAAAAGUUUCCUGUUACCAGUUACUAGUUCUCUAAUUGAUCACAGGCUCAAGUUUAUGUUUUUCAGUCAUAUGGUUCUCCUCUAAAGUUAAGUAUAGAUUUGUGGAUUUCUUAGCAUUGGUUUAAAGUCCAUUGUCUGAAGGAAAUUUAAAAUGCAUAACCUGGUGCUUCUGUUUUAGCUUUAGCUAAAUCUAUCUAAAACUAUUAAAAGAAUACACACAAGAUUGCCUUUCUUUGUUUUCAGGUGUGGCAACUUGGUUCCACUACUCCAAACUUUACUCUGGAGGGACAUGAAAAGGUUAGAGCUGAAAUUUAAUGUUCUACUGGAGCUGAUGUAUUAUCAUGGAAUGAGAAGUUUAGUGCCUGGAGAGAUGUAGAAAUUCUUGCCUUUGCGGAAAUCUUUUUGUUUUGUUUUGUUUUGUUUUUUGUCUGAUACUUGUACAUGUAUGCUGUACACGUGGGGUAGGCACCAAGUUAUUAAACCCUCUUUUUUAUUUACCAGGGAGUAAACUGUGUUGACUACUUUCAUGGAGGAGAGAAGCCAUACCUUAUAUCUGGAGCUGAUGACAGACUUGUGAAAAUAUGGGAUUACCAGGUUAGUUUGUUUCUUACUUUUUGUGGCUUAAUUUUGUGAAGAUGUUUGUAAUCAUGUUGUCUACAUGUUUACCAGAAAACCAAAGAAAUGCAUUGCUGUGACUAGAAAGUGGAAGUUUUAAACAUUUUGUUUUAUUUGUUUAUUAAUUUAUUUAUGAUAAAUCGAUAAAGACCUGCAGGGUACUUAUACUCUAAGAAUUAGAAAUAAGAAUGUUUUUAAGUAGAGUGUAGAUCAAGUUUGCUACUUACGAAUACACAUUUGACUUUGUAAAACCUUCAUUUUUUGCUUGCAAUACUGUAUUUUAGAACAAGACCUGUGUGCAAACUCUUGAAGGGCAUGCUCAGAAUAUUUCCUGUGUUGGGUUUCACCCAGAACUUCCUAUUAUCUUGACUGGUUCAGAAGAUGGUAUGUGACAGGCUUUUUUUUUAUCUUUUGAGCAGUGACAGGUUACUUAAAGGCAAAGCCUUAUUUUGCCCUUUUUUUCUGUGCAAGGUACAUUUACACUGUAUGUUAUCACAUCUAGAAUGUACAGUGGCCCUCGACAGCAAAAUAAAUAUUAUUAUAUUGAUGACUUUCUUGUUUAGAAAGUCUCCCUUACAACAGUCUACGAAAUGUUGUUCUUGACCUUGAGUUGGCUGAGACGUUACCAAUAAUUAUUGUAAUACCUGCAAUGGAAAUUAUUUGUACCUUAAUGCAACACAAUUGCAUAAACUGCUAUUGUAACUAAAGCAUUAUUUUCCUAUGCAUUGUAGGCACUGUUCGCAUUUGGCAAGCUAAUACGUACCGCCUGGAGAGCACCCUUAAUUAUGGACUUGAGAGAGUGUGGAGUAUGGCUAUGUUAAAAGGUUCAAACAAUGUUGCUCUUGGAUAUGAUGAAGGCAGCAUUCUUAUUAAGGUUUGUUGGCUUAAGUUGUUGUUGUUGUUUAGUUGCAUACACUGUACAUUUUCAUCUCCCUCUUAGCUGGACAAACUGUAAUCAGCAAUGGUUGUCCAUCAUAGAGAGAUGUCUAUUUUAUGUCCAGAGUAGAAGAAAAUUGCUAAAACAUUAAUCAUGAACCGUGUUUUUUAAGCAAGACUUCCAUCUUUGAUAUAGAGGUACAAUGUAGUUGGCUCUAGAAAAUAGCACAUGUAGUAUAAAACCAUCAUUUAACAAACAAUCAGUGUCCAAUUGAUUUGGUCUUUCUGUAUAAAGUGCAGUGGUGUAUCCAGGGGAGGCCCCCUAUUGUUAGACCAAACUGAGGCCUGAAUUUGAGACUUCCUCCCCAUCCCCAGGGUCAGGUCUGGAUCUGCCACUGAGGUGUUAUGUGAAAGAGAAAAAAAAAACUAUUAGUUUCUCUUAAUUGCUUCUGUAUGCGUAGAAUCUGGAGUCUCCUUUUAAACUUCACUUUAUUAAAAAAUAAUAGAUUUGCUUAAAAGUUAGGCUAAGAGGUUAGGCUGCCUACUCAUCAUUUCAUGUCAGGUUAAGUUCUGUUAGAAAUGAAUUUGGUCAUAUCAAGUAUAUAGUCAUGUUGCAUUGUAGCAAACACUGCACAAAUGGGAUAAUCAUUAUCAGGUCACAGUGGACAUCUUGCAUGGCAUCCUCGCUUUGCAAAUGCUUGCAUCAAGUAGUCAUUAACCCCUAGAUAUACCGUACAUGUACAUGUCUACUUCUACAUGCAGAUGCAUGCCUGUACUUGUAGAUACAUGUACAUGUAGUAAUACAGUAACAGAUACGCAGCAAGAGCUGAAUGUUUUAAUGUUUAUCUAGCUUGGUCGAGAGGAACCGGCUAUGUCCAUGGAUGCCAAUGGUAAAAUUAUAUUUGCCAAGCACAGUGAAAUCCAGCAGGCUAACCUUAAAAACAUUGCUGGUGAGUCAAACGCUAAGUUUUCAGUACCAACAGUUAAGUAAAGGGAUGCCUGGAACAAGCGUUAAGUGAGUUUUGUAGGGUUUUCAUUAAGAAUUCUAGUAGCAGGAGAAAGAUGUUACAUUACAUGAAAAUAUUUCAAAAGAGGCCCCACAUCUGAAUAAAAAAUAGUCAUACACAUGUGGGCCACCCAAUUUUAGUCGGAGAAUUCAGUCUAAUAAAUGGAGAAUAUUCUGAUCUCUUAUGCCUAAUGAACCUCUUGCUUUUGAUAAACUGUGUUUUGCCUUUCCAAGUUUCCCCUUGUUUUCUUGUAAGGUGCAUAGGAUUUGACAUGGGAUUAGAGGUCCUAAUGGGCACUUUUUGUUUUGUUUUGUUUGGUUUUGUUUUAAAGCCAUGUGGUUCUCUUCUGCAUCAGAGGUACAUGAUUUGUACAAAAUGUAAAUGACAGCAGUCUUAAACUGUAUUAGAAGCUACAGAUGUAUGAGCUGGGUAAUCAGUGUCUGUGUACUCUGAGCACAGCACCCACCUUCAAGUGGAAUAGAGAAGAAGCCAACUCUCAAAUAAACUCUCCAACAUUCACUGCCUAAUCAACCCUGGGCACCCUUCCUCUUUAAAACAAGUAAUAGUGAAAACCCUGAAAGGCAUAUACUUGUAUCGCAAAACCUCACAUGAAUAGCCAGCGGUGAGAAUAAAAGGAAAACUGACCAAGGAAAAAAUGACCAAAACAAAUGGAAAAAUGAAAAACCAAAAACAACAGGAUCACUCACCUGUUACAUGUCUUCUAAAUCACUGAGCCUUGGUAGCUACAUUUGUACUAUGCAUCUUUGCAACAAAAUUAAACUUGGGAGCCAUGCAUGAUGCAGGUCAAUUUAAGUUUCUGGGAAACUGCCUACCUAUCCCUCCCCUAAGCUAACGUUAACACUUACUUCUCACUUGGGCUAAAAUGAUGGCUUAGGGGAUGGGUAGGUGGGCAGUUUCCCAGAAACCUAAGUUGAUCCCAUAAUGCUAUUUCAGACUAAAUUAUAUACCUUGCAUAUGCUAGAAAUUGUAGUGUAUUUCUAACUGGCUUUCUUUCUGCUGAUCAAGACCAUGAUGCAAAAGAUGGUGAACGGCUGCCUUUGGCGAUUAAGGACAUGGGCCCUUGUGAGAUGUUUCCACAGACUUUGUCUCAUAAUCCCAAUGGAAGGUAUGUUCAUUGUAUUGGUGCUUUUUUAUUUUUUCGUUUUCCUCUUGUUCAGCAGAGAAUUAUUAAUGUUCUUGUUCUACUUUUUUAACUUGUACAAAUAAUGUACACACCAGUGUGAUUGUUGUAUUUUUAUUUUUUUAUUUUUAUUUAUGUUAUUAUAUUCUUUAUUAAUAUAUUUUGUUUGGUCACACUUUGUCACAGGUUUGUGGUCGUCUGUGGUGAUGGAGAGUACAUCAUUUACACAGCUAUGGCACUGAGGAACAAGAGCUUUGGAUCUGCUCAAGAGUUUGUCUGGGCAUCUGAUUCAUCUGAGUAUGUACUUUUUAAUAACUGCAUUGUGCAGUAAAUUGAUUUAUUAUUGUUCUGAAGAAUUUUGUCUUUAAUUUGAUCUACCAAGCAUCAAUACAUGCAACACUGUGACACUAAGUCUUUUCAAUUCCAGAUAUGCCAUAAGAGAUGGAAAUAAGAUCAAGAUCUUUAAGAAUUUUAAAGAAAGGAAAUCAUUCAAACCUGAAUAUGGAGCAGAAAGUAAGUUUUUGUGUUAUCUCAGUUUAUCUUUAACUUUUGACCCUUUGCCAAGAAGUUGACGUCUAUUUAGGUAAUAAGCUGUAUGUUUGGAGGUUUGACUGUGAAGGUUAAAUGGUUGUGGUGGCGAGACAAAACAUGGCCCACUGUUACACUUGUAGCUAGACUGGCCAAUUGAUUGUUGACUUUUUUUUAAAAAAAAAAAAUAGAUCUGUUUACCGUAUUUCCUCGAAUAAUAGCCGGGGAGAUUUUUUUUUUUUCGCGCCAAAUGGGGGCGAUUAUUUAAGGGAAGGCAAUUAUUCGAGGAAGGUGGUUAUUUCAAAGACAUGUAUUGCUCACUGGAAGUCAUGCACCAGAUAUUUCACUUUAUCAUCCCGUUACUUAUUAAAAAUAAUCAUAUCAAAUGAACUGAACAUGGGCUUUUUAAGUGUUCCAGAUUUGUUUCUCUGAUUAAUUUUCAAUUUCAAUAUCCUCAGUGUCAGAGCUUGAGUUGUCACUGAUCAGUUUUUAAUUAUUUAUUCAUUUAUUUUUAUUAUUAAUUUCUUUUAGAUAUAUAUGGUGGUCAUCUUCUUGGAGUGAAGUCUGUCAGUGGUCUUGGCUUCUUUGACUGGGAGAGCACAGAUCUUGUGCGUAGGAUAGAAAUUCAGCCAAAGAGUGUAAGUGGAUAAGCCCCUCUCUAGCUUGCUUUGAAAUGGAUUCAAUUUUUUUGUGACUUGUAUGUUCAAGCUGAAUAAAAACCAGAAAAUGCAAAACUUUUGGUCAGCGCUGCUUUUGCUUGUUUCCAAACGCAUUUGCUAUUCCGGUUAUUACUCCAUUCGCAUAUAAGACUCGUCGUUUAUAAGCCUAGGGCUUAUAAACGGCAGUUAACGAUAUACAAUGUACUAUGUGUAUCAUUGUGAAUUAAAAGGAAAGCACAUUCAAGUGUGUUAGCACAAUGUACACUGUAAUAUGUUUAUUGACAUGUACCUUUUUUUUAAUGGCAGAUUUAUUGGUCUGACAGUGGCGAACUUUGUUGCAUAGCAACGGAGGAGUCAUUCUUCAUUCUUAAGUACAGUGCUGAGAACGUUGCUAGAGCACAAGAAACACCAGAAGUGAUGACAGAAGAUGGCAUUGAAGAUGCUUUUGAUGUAAGAUUUUAAUUUGUGAUGAAUACUUUUCUUAAAUAGUGUAAACCUGCAGAAUAGUAUACAAUUGACAGUAGUUAACAAAAAGGGACCUUUUGACUCGGGAACGAGAACGACUACGAGUACGAGAUUUGACUUUAAGUUUUCUCGGGUAAUUUCCAAAAACAAAAGGACACCCUGGAAAGCGUUGUUGUACUUGUUUACACCAGAAAAGAAAGCACUGUUUUCUUUAUUGAAGAAAGGUAAGCCCUCUCCCGAUCGCAAAUUGAUAAAACUUGCAAUAUUUCAUAACUUCUUUCUGUCACUACGACAUCCUCGCUAAAACCCGAAGUAGACUGACGACAACUAUCACGUUUUCUCAAUAAAUUUAGUUAUUGCUGACUGUUUAGCUUUUACGCGUCUCGAUGGUGUCCGCUCUCGAGAGCUUCCAGUGCAAUUAAAUCAGAUAACAGCUGCUGCGCGUUUUUAUGGUGAACAGGUUUGUGGCGAAAUAGAAGAUUGUGUGAAGACUGGCAUCUGGGUUGGAGAUUGUUUCAUCUACACCAAUGCUGUGAAUCGACUGAAUUACUAUGUCGGCGGAGAAAUUGUCACUAUCGCCCAUUUGGACAGGUUUGUGCGUUAAUUCUUCAUCUUGAUUGCAUAUUUGUAGCUUUUUCUCAUCUAGCAGGUAUAGUGAAGUUUACCACAUAGCUAAGUACUCUGAUAAUGUAGUAGAACUGCAUCUGAGUGAAGUUGUUUUUCUUUUAAGCUUCCUUUUCUCAACCGAGUUUACCUCCAGCUUUCAGCUUUAUUUUCAAGUAAAUUUUCUCCUGGUCGGGAGUACCGUAGAUAAGAGUUGGCUAGCAGCCCAUCUGGAGUCAGUUUCAGUUUCGAUGUAUAGCCCCUUAUUUUGUUGGUUUGUACUGUAAAUUAGAGACCUAAGAUCAUUGUUUUUCGACAUUUCCCGCGAACCGCGAUCGUCAAGAAGUCGUGACUAGCGCCUUGCCGUCAGGUUUAGGGUUUGAGGUUCUCGUUUGUACGGGUAGACCACGCUCUAUUUUUCACUAUAAAACAACACAAUUCUACGUUUGAGAGGAAAUACUACUUUUAGAACUCCUUUGCUAAUUAAUUAUGGAACUGUUUUUUGAAGACGAUUUCUCAGCUCAAAUAGAAGUGAACGAAUGAAUUAAAACAAACAUGCAGCUCCGUGCUACCAGCCGCGAAUCCCAAGUCCCAAAUAUGGGUAGACGGGUAACGUGAAACCGCCAACCGCAAACCGCGGUUUGCCGUUUGCUGUAAGAUGGCCAAACCUCGAUCUUAAAGUCUCUAUAUACAUGUAUUCUUCCUGUUCGCUCAUUCUCGCGUGCUGCACUUGUGAAUGGAUCAAGUCGAUUAAAAUGGCAUGAUUCCAUCACUAUAAACUCCUAACUACACCUAAGAACAGUGCAGAGAGAAAAGAAAGCUUGUCGCCUUUCUAACCUUGUUUUGAUGGUGAAGAAAGUGAAUCAAAGCUACCACAGGCGUAUUUGCCAUUCCCUAGUUUUUCUAACUCUUACACUUUGAAUUACCCUUGAUUGUAAUGUCAGAAAAUGCCGCACCUGAUAGUUAAUUAGGAAUUGUAUGGAAUCGUGGUAGAUAGAAGCUGCUUUGCAUUUAGUUUUAGCUGUUUAAAGACAGUAAUAACUAGGCUAUGCAGCUGAGAAUAGUCCAUUCUAUUGUACAGUCCCUUUACUUGUCUUGAAAGUAUGAGCUACAGAGUCGCGAGCCAAUCCUAAGUAAGUUGCCACAAGAAUGUAAGAAAGUCCUCCUAGAAUGUUUCAUUGUUGAUAGUAUCCCAUCUUUUAACAGCUGAAGUUGGUUAUUUUUAUGUUGUAAUUUUGUAUUCGUUCAUGUAUUUAUUUUGUUAUUAUAUAAUUAUAUUUUGAUCUUAGGACAAUGUACAUUCUGGGUUAUAUUCCCAAAGACAACAAGCUUUAUUUAAGCGACAAGGACAUGAAUGUGGUUGGAUACUCCUUGCUGUUGUCGGUGUUGGAAUAUCAGACCGCUGUAAUGAGACAAGACUUUGAAACCGCUAAACAGGUAUACCUUCAUUCUUAGGCAGUUUUACAUUUCGGCGACACCCUUUUCACUGCAAACUGCAGUCGGCUCAGCCUUAAAGCUAGGAAGCAAUUUGCUCAAAGCUCAAGACACGACCCGAAACACAAAGCCAGCAAUGGCUAGAAGCUCUAAUAUGACCAGAAACACUAAGUAUGCGAGUCAAAGUACACGGUGUACGCCUACAGUCGAACCCCGCUUAACGAACGCCUCGUGAUUACAGUCUGCUUUGUUCUCGGGGAAAGCCCUUCCUUGCAUUUGCUCUAAAUUCACCCGGUUAAUGCAGACACCCGGUUGCUAUGGACACUCCUAUUCCCUGCCCCCGGUCAGUGUCCCCGUUAACAGGGUUUGACUGUAUUUCGAAUUUCGAUGAUGGAGUCGUGUAGUUUUGUUUAAACGGAGCUUGACAUGGUUAUGGAUGCUUCCAUUACAGGUGCUGCCUACUAUCCCUCGAGAGCAAAGGAACCGUGUAGCUCACUUUUUAGAGAAACAAGGCUUCAAGCAACAAGCCCUUGUCGUCUCGUGUGACCCAGAACACAGGUAAACAAAGAUCCUUAAAAUCUAAUUUUGAUACACUUACCCAAAUCAACUUUUAAAUUAGAAGCUUCUGAAGGUUCUGUCCACACAAGUCUAGUUUUAGUUUGCAUUUAUUAGUUUGUUCGUAGAAGAAAAAAAAAUUACGAUAUCGUUCAUGCUGUAACCGCGUAGAUUUGCAUAGGUUUUCAAACGUAAGAGGACUAGUGCGGAUGUAUCGAACUCUCAACUAAAUUAAUUUCGUUUUGUUUGGCUGCUACUGUGCUCUCGUUUAUUUCGCAGGAACGUUUUCUUACUACUUUGUAUUUCACUUAUUGCUUUGGUGUUGAUCUUAGUUACAGACGUCUUGCUGCGGUUAUCAACGUUUUAGGUAUUUUCGUCCCAAGAGUACACCGUCUGAGAGGAGUUGUUGGUUACUAAUUUUUGUUUUCUGUUAGAUUUGACCUGGCAAUUCAACUUUCUGAACUGAAGAUCGCUUAUGAGAUUGCUAGUGAGUCGGAGGUAAGCGUCCAUGUGUAGUUUUAGAAAGAUACCACUUGGCAAUAUAUCUGACUUGCAAUCAAGGACACUCAACUUGGGUCACACUGCUCUGGUACCUGCCUCUAUCUCUUCCAAUGUGGUGUUGUAAUGGUUUUUCGAUGGAAUUGUCCAAUUUCGAGGGAGAGAGAAAAGGACGUCGGCCGACCCAAGUUUUAAUGUCAAGAAUUGUGGCUUGCUUUCUGCAAGGGAAUGUGCGAAUGGUGGUUGUUAUUUUUCUCGAGAAAAUAAUCGUUUUCUCGAAAUCUUGGGUAUGAAUAUUCAAAAAUGCUGGUUUCUCGAAACACGAAACGCAAACCUCGAGACUCGAUUCUCGCGUCCUGAAAUUCUAGUUCGGUCGAGUUUCCAGUCGUGACUUUCGAGGAUGAAGUCGAGACUUUCAAUUUUCUUUUGAGCGGUUCUGUAACUUUCCAUUUUCCGCGUUUCCUGUCUUGUCUCCUGCUUUAGAGUGAACAAAAAUGGAAGCAGCUUGCAGAGCUGGCCAUUUCCAAGUGCCAAUUCCAAUUGGCGCAGGAGUGCUUGAUUAACGCCCAGGAUUUCGGCGGCUUGCUGCUCCUGGCAACAUCUGCAGGUGACGCGGAUAUGAUUCUACGACUCGCCGAGACGUCUGCUCAGAAGGGAAAGAACAACGUGGCCUUCCUUGCGUAUUUCCUCCUUGGAAGGUAAGCUAUAGCGAUGGGCACGCUGACGUCGCCUGUUGAUAGCAGAGAGAUUUAGAGUGGUCUUUACGGUAAACGGCAAUCGUCAGAUUCAAGCUGACAAUUUUCGAUAAUAAACUAACGUGAAGCUACUAAUUUUGUGGGUGGAAGUAAUGAACAGUAAACGACAAGAAAACGGAAAACUUCGUCACGUGGUACAAUUCGCCGUAAACGUGACUCUAAAUCCGUCUAUUAGUGAACGUACGCAAAAGGACUGCGGAGGAAAGGAGACGGCAAGCCUUGUUUGACAAGCAGGACGGUGAUUGUCUUUGAAAAUAUUUUCUGCCAGACUUCUCCUUCCUUUAAAUAGAUCUUUUUGUAAAAGACCAGAAACAGUGUUGUUAAUUGAAGCUCACGACAAAACUCACAAGAAAUAGCCCUACCUCGUUUGUGACAAACAAACGUUUUGCCGUCCUCUUCUUUCUGCCGUCCAGUUGCGUAAGCUCACUGCUAAUUGCCAUACAAAUUUGAAUACCAAAAGCAGUGUUUAUAAACAGUGAUGUCUCCUUUCCUGUCAACUCUGCCAUCAGGGUAAUUCAAUUGACUGAAGAGCGGUAGGCCAAGAUUUGAUUCUCACCCUGACCAACUCUCCGGGUCUCGAAAUAACCGAAAGUGCUGCCUUUGCUUUGAAAUCAGCAAAUGGUUAUGCUCUCUAGUCUUCUCGCAUGAGGACAGAAAGCCGUAGGUCCUCUCUCAUAAUACUUUCGCUUAAUCUGACUCUUUGGGAUGGAAAAGAGCCACCACGAAAGUAAGAAAUCUCUGUCUUUGGACACUUCUAGUGUCUUUGUUAUUAAUACAUUCAUAUAAGAGGGUAUUCGUAACUGGAAUCAACUAAAGUUCCUGGGCAACUGACCACCCACCCCUCUCCUAAGUCGCUUUGGGCUGUAUUAAGCGUCUCUGUGUUAGAAGAUUGGUCGAACGACUGAAAAGAUGAAAAGAGAAAGAAACUACUGUAGCUGUUGGUUUUGUUGUUGUUGUUGUUGUUGUUUUAGUAGAGAUGGACGUUAGUAGAGAGUUGACUUUAUAAUGUUUUGCUGCAGAUGUGCGCUUGUUCAUUGGCUUUAAAAACUCUCGCCCUACCGGACCUUUGAAUAGUUAAAUCGCAUUUGAAUCGCUCACCGGGAUUUCUUCUUUACGGUUUCGCCCUUUUUUGGUUUCUUAGGCCGCUUUCCAUUUGUCAGAACUAACCGGCGAGACCAUUCCUGUCGUAAUGAUAAUUUCCCUGUUAAUCAAACCUCUCCGGUCAGAUCAGUCAAAUCAUAAAUAGUAUGCACGAGAGAAAUGGUUUUUAGCAUUUUAUUUUUAGCGUUAAAAAACCCUUGGAAAAAGCCUAUUUCAUUUUCAAACUGACUGGUCCGGCCAUGGUCCGUCCGGCCAGUUCUAACAAAUGGAAAGCGCCCUUAGAGUACUUAGCAUCUGCAGCUUAAUUUUCGAGUGAAAUAAUUAAAAUAUGUUGUCUUUUUGUCAGGUUGGAAGAAGGGAUCGAGUUACUUUGUAGCACCGGCCGCUACCCUGAAGCGGCCUUCAUGGCCCGUACAUACUUGCCAAGCCACGUGUCAAAGUAAGUUGUUCUUAAACACACUUACUUGAUCAGUUUAUUGUCAAUCUUCUUGAUCGUCUUAUUUACGUGAGUUCACCAAUUUUGACAGGGUCACCGCAACAGCGCAUGGCGCCAAUUACUGCUGGCCCGUAACAUCCCCCCCACCCUCCCAUGAGAAAUAGGGGUCUACGUCCCCUACCCUUUUGAAACAGCAGUGUGGGUUCUUCCUUCCAGUUUAUUGAUGACACAGGAUGAAGGAGAAUGUCACGCCACCGCUCGUAGCUAUCGAACGCUGCGUUGAUGCCCCAAGAUCCACAUAUAAAUUGUCCAGACUGAUCUCUAUGCAGUUCCUUUAAGAGCAGUGGAGAGAAUUUGGUUUAAGAUUAAAGAAUUCUCCUUUGGUAGUCAAUUUAGUAAUUCUAAUGUUGUUGGGAGAAAAUUGAUGUUGGUCACUCGUGGGACCUAAAUGGUUAAAGUCGUCUGAUUCCAUCACUAAAAUUCCUAGUUAAUUUCUGUGUGCAAGAGCCAGCUUUUGUCGUUAAAGAAAGCAAAGUAUCCACGGUCAUUUUGUCAUAUUUGGAAAUCUAAACGAAAGAUAUUAAACUGUUCUAUUCGAAGAGAAUACAAAGCUUGAUCGGUUUUUGGUCAAGUGAAUCGAAGUUCUCACUUACAAAAACAAACUCUACUACAAGCAGCAUUUACUGCGCCUUGAUUUAAAUUAGGCUUGAUUUAUUGUAAUUAUGUCAUGUUUUUGUCGUUUUUGUUGUUGUUUUUUAACCGUAAAGCACAUUGGAAUCAACUGAAACUUUGAAUACUAAGUUAUAGUUUCAGCUCAUCUUUCAACCAAAAAUGUAGAACUUACCACGACAGCCCGUUUCAUGACAUGUGUAAUUGAAUGCUAAAAUGCACCAACUUACACAUUAAUGAAACCUUCCGCAUUCUUGCACUUGUUUUCGGCGCUAGAAUUGUGAAGCUGUGGAAAGAAGAUUUAGGAAAAGUCAACAAAAAGGCAGCGGACUCACUGGCAGACCCCUCCGAAUACGAAAACCUGUUCCCAGAAUUCCAAGAAGCCCUGCAAGCUGAAAAGGUAACUGUUAAUCUACGUGCAAACGGACGCAACAACUCCCAACAUUGUUGUCCCAUUGUUGUUGCUUGUUACUUGUUAGCAAUUUGGGCCAUGCACUUGUGAAUGGAACAUGUCAAUUAAAGUGGCUUGUGUCCAUCACCUUAAACUCCUACUACCUAAAAGUGCAAAGAGAAAUUGAAGCUUGUCGCCUUUCUAGCCAGUUUUCGUGGCAAAGGAAGUGAAUCAAGUUGCUACACACCCGUGUCCACAACCCCAUUCCUGCAGUCUGCUAUGUUACUUUUCACUUCUAUUGGGAGCCCCCUCCCCCCCCCGCCCCCUACUCCGAUAUCCUCCGAAAUUCACCCUUUCUGUAUUUCAUACUACUUAUUUCUACGCAAGUUUCGAGAGAGGUUGUGUAUUUUUCUUCACAUUUUCACGCCUUGACUUUUCACUGGCCGAAAAAUAUCGUUCUCCUCCGUGAACCACUCAGACCUAAAGCUCUGCUUGGCGCCGAUUACAUGAUUCGCGAUCUGAUUGGCUCCUUUAGUUUACGCCUGCCCAUUGUGAUUGGCAGACUGAAGUAGUAGGUUGUGUAAAUGACACUUAUUUUAUGCAUUUAGUUCCUGAAGAGAGAAAGAGUGCAGAUGAAACCUGCUUCCCAAUAUAAGAAUGUUCAGGUGAGCAAUUCAGUAGUUCUGUAAAUGCCGGGUUCGUACAGAGUCAUGCAUUAUUGGCAGUCUCAACAUAUGCAAACCAAUUUUCUGCCCUGGAAACACAUUGGAAAAUUAAGACUAAGUCUGGAAAAGUAGUAAAAUAUCAGUGUUUUAUGGGUAAAACUUGAUUCCUGCGUAUGUUGAGGUUUCCAGCGGUCGCGUAUUUGUUAACCGGAGCGUGGAAGCAAAAGUCCGAAUUUUUCGUUUGAAAGUCUGCACGAACCCUGUAAGUAUAAUAUAGACAUAGAACGGUAACGAAUUCUAAUCUUGGCGCGAAACUAUGCAAGUUUUGAGAUGCUAUGAAGGUGUUCCACCAUUAAAAGGCCAAGCUAAAGGAUUCAGACGGGCUUGGUGUCGAAAACAACAUUCAGAGGAAAAUGUGAACAUUGGCCAAAAUUUAUGCGUAAACAAAUCAAAAACCCACAAUUGUGACCGUUUUCGUCAUGCCUACAUGCAUAUUAGUAGGUAAAAAAAUAGUAUAGUUGUAAAAUUGGGGAAUAUUUUCAAACGUCAGAAUGUUAUUGCACAUUCUAUUAAUUUUUUUUGUUAUUACUAUUAUUAUCUCCUGUUUUUUUACAGCACAAUGCUGAACGCGAUGUAUUUGAAGAAAUGAAAGCAGCAAAAGAGGAAGGCAGCCUGGACUCAAUUCUGGUAAGAAACUUAAUCACCUGGAAAACUACCAUUAGAUGACUGGAAUGUGCACGGUUUCAUCGCUGAUGUUGCUUGAAUUGGGUUAAAAAGCGCUUGUAUCAAAAUCUGGUAAAAAUAAAGUAUUGUUUUUGGAAAAAGUCUGAUAAAAGUCUUGAAUUUUGGAUCCAAAAAUCUUUGCGAACCCUAUAAACAGUACACUGGCAGGAAAGUAAUUUUCAGCAGAAUCAAUGUUUGGAACUACUUUGCUCAGCAUAAUAAACAGUCACGUAAAGGUUAUGCUCAGUACCUUUUAUUCAAGUGGUUAAACCACAGGAUUACAUUCAGACAUCAAAACACUUUUAAGGUCUUCUAUACCAAUUUCAAUACAAGCGCUGAAUGGUGUUGUUUGAAUUACAGGCAGCUGUAGAGAACUUGACAUUUAAUGAACCUUCUGCAUCCAAACCAAUGGUACCUUCAGUACCGACAUUUGCCGCCUCGCCAGCAUCAGUCUCGUCCCCACCGCCUCCUGGGCCAGCAGACAGGCCGUCAGCGGCUGUGUCCUCAGCGGCAGUGCCCCCAUCAGCGAAGGCGCCUGACAUCGAUAAGAAAGAGGAAGUUAAAAAAGACAAGGUUAGUAGUUACUGUGUAAGAGUGAUGUGGCACAAUGGGUUUUUUCGAUCAGUUCUGUAUGUGGGUGGGUGUGUUUUGAUUUCAUUGACGAAGUUCGGGGUCAAGAUGGCUAGAUAUCGGUCAGGCUAUUUGUUUGUUUGUUUGCUUGCUUCUACCUGUUUCCUUCCUAGUCAUUCCUCUCUUUCUCACUGCCUACGGCUGUUAAAACCUGUUACUUACUAGUGACCAAGCCACGCAAAAGAACUAAUGAAACAUAAUUUCCUGUUUGUUUUCUCGCUAGCACAGUGCCUGUCAUUCCUGUUCUUACACUUAUACCCACCGACUACAACCCCGUUUUUUGGGCAUGCGCAGCGCAGUCCCCUCACCCCUUGCAGUGUGUGCAGUAUCGGAAAGCUUAAGCGAUUUUCAACUUUGUGAAGGGUUAAAUCGACCAAGUGUCCCAACUGUUUUGUCCGGGAUUGUAGCUCCUCGUGUCUUCCUCCCCUCCAACAGUCACCAGUACUUUGCAUCUGCUCAAACGUACUGCUCUCUGUCACCUUGUCUUCAUAGCUUUAUCCGGUCUCCCGAGAGGCGGGGGAAACCGACCAACUAUUUUGUCAGGGGUUGUAGCUCCCCGUGUCUUCCUCCCCUCCAACAGUCACCAGUACUUGGCAACUGCUCUGAAGUGUUGCUAUCUGUCACCCUAUCUUGAUCGAUUUGUCCAGUCCCCCGAGAGGCGGGGAAAACCGACCAAAAAUUUUGUUAGGAGUUGUAGCUCCUCAUGUGUCCCCCAUCCCCCCUUACAACAGUACUUUGCAUCUGCUCUAACUUAUCGUUCUCUGUCGCCCUGUCUUGAUCGGUUAAUAUCCGGUCCUUUUCUUUUGUAUUAACAGUUGAAAAAACUCCUGCUGUACCUUGCAUUACAGGAUGAAGACUUCGACGAUGAUUUCGAUGAUUUCGACCAGGACGACGAUGUAAGUCUUCCCUUUUAAAGUGCCCAUCACCUAAAAUUUAUUACUUUCUUAUCUGAAACUAUACCUUAUUAACAUAACUUCUGCGAAAAAAUUUUGCGAUUUGAACCAAAGACGAUUUUUUUAAUAAUUUUUUAAAAACGUUCAAAUUUGCCGCCAAUUUUUGCACAACAUUCGUCUUAGUCUUCUCUCGGAGUAUGGCGUCAUAUGACGUACUUUAAGGGACACGUGACCUUAUCGACAGGAAAACACUAAGAGUUCUGAUAGGUUUUUCUUUUUCAGAAAAACUUUCUUCUUGCGAAGACAUUGUAAUUCAAUUCUUACUUGUAAUUUAUCUUUUUUGUGUACCGCUGGGUAAUGCGAGUUCCUUAAUUUACGUCACAUGACGUCAUAUGUGAGCCUGCUAGUUUGCAUGAUCAGCAGCGCGUGUGUACCGCAAAAAUGUAGACUUAAAAAAUUGUUUAAAAAAUCGCGUUUUGUUCACACCGCAAAAUUUUUUCGCACAAGUUAUUUUAAUAAGGUAAAGUUUCAGAUAAGAAAAUAUGAAAUUUUAGGUGAUGGGCACUUUAAACAGUACUUUCAAUGACAAUGUGGCCUUUGCCAAGCAGACAGCAGGCGUCGGACUCGCAAUCCGGCGGUCCCGGGUUCGAGUCCCGCUCUUGGCACUUGCUGGAUUUGUUCUCGGUCGUCCCUAGUUCAAAUCCUCAGCCACGUUUGUAAAUAGCCAACCGGUUGCCUUCUGCCAGUUGGGGGUUUUUAAUCCUGUUAUGGUGUACUUGAAUUUCUUAGUAUUCGAGUGAAGUGCCUGUAAACUAGCUGGAUAAGUUAAGUGCCUUUUCCACUAUAAACAAGCCUUUAAAUCACUUAACCUUCAUCCAUUGAUGCAUUGUUUCAUUCACUCACCUUCCCACCUACUCACCUACUCAUUCACCCAGCUGCCCACCCACUCUUUCCCGAACUUACUCAUUCACACAACUAAUUAACUAACCAAUAAAAAGCAAUCAUUCCUUCAUUCUUGACUUCCAGGAUUUCGGCCAGGACGAUGAUGUAAGUCUUUCCAAUGUAACUAAUUCAUUCAUUACCCCCCACCACUUCUUACGUACCCACCCACCCACCCAACCAGUCACUCAAUCACCUACCUGGCCACUAACUCUUUAAGAAGAAAACGUAUUGCGUUCAACGGGAGAAAGAUACCAGGAGCAAUGUAAGCAACGAACUAUGCGGCACAUUCGCCACCUAAGAAGCGACAAGGAAAUUGGACCAAAUUAACGGUCACAAAGACUUCUCGGUUUGUUGCGAGGGGCAAGGAAAAAUUGGCCAAUAGCUGAUCAGCGCGCCGCCAGUAACGAUCCCCGAAACGACUGUGGGACGCAUUUCGUCUCUGGUUCCCUUCUCGUUUCUAAAGUGGCGGCUCGACUUUAUUAACGUUUGAAACCUUGAUAUCAAAAUUGAAAUUCUCAUUUACCGUCCCUAUACAUUUUCAAUGAAAGUAGUGGGGAGGAUUUGUUGAAAUAUCAAUUAGACUCUUCUUCCCUGAUAAUGUACUCAAUUCUCAUGACCACUCUGUUUUCUAAAGCAUUGAUAUUAUAAGGAGAAAUUUCAGGCUGAUCACUCUUACGGCUUAUAGGAUUAAGUUCAUAUUAUUUUUUUUUUCCUACAGGAUGACCUAAAUGUCGACGACGACGAUCUUCUAAACGAUGACGAUGAUGAUUUACUCGACGACUAACACGAUAUGAAAUUUGAGGGAUUUUAAUAAUGAGAAUUUUCGCUAUUCUUAGGUAUAUUCGGUUUGAUCGGAAGCAUGCUUCAGGUUUGACAUAGGCAUGGGUCGCACUUGGCAAAUUUUUGCGAGAAUUUGUUUACCUUGCGGUAGAAAUCUGUCAUCGGUGGACAUUGCUAAGUGCGACCCCGAGUUUUCAAGUCAGGAAAAACUUUGAAAAUCGGCAAAAACAUCAAAGACGCCGUAGUGCUUGGGUGGGGCAGGCAGAUUUUGGAAAACUCGAGCUAAACAAUAGGAAUCACAGCGAUAACUGUCAGCGCCUUGUCAUGAACGUGAUCCAUUUGAAACACGAUCAAUUUAAAAUAAACGCGGUCGAAUUUUCAGACCUUCGCGAAGAGGCUUUUACUCGGCUAUCCUUCGCCAUUUCAAGUUUUUUUCGAAAACUCUCUACAGGCAAGGACUUCACUCGCUUUUAAACCUUCGCUAUUUUAAGGUUUUUACGGGAACGAGCUCUAUUGAAGGCGAACCAGUUCCCGUCUGCACAAGCAAACACUUCACAGGUUUGUUAUUCUCCAAGCCAAAUGUACUAUUCGCAUCCAAGCACUUUCCGGUCUUCUUUAUCUGUCCCAUCCUCCUGAAACUGGGAAUGGAGGAAAAAGAUCCUUCGACAGAGGUGCGGACGAAGAAGAGAAAAAUGUUUUCUGGUAUCUGGGGUUCUUAAGUUCUCAAUGUGUCAAAGCAAAAACUAUUAACUCCCACUAAUGCGACCCUCCUCGGUUGGACUAAAAGUUUUCUUUU